Messenger RNA from Ectocarpus siliculosus, 1002 nucleotides. Lineage: Eukaryota; Phaeophyceae; Ectocarpales; Ectocarpaceae. The record is from the annotation of a GenBank genome assembly.
AUGGUAGAGGCGGCCGGAGCUACGCUGGGCAGGGCCAGCGAUAACACCCUCAGCCUCGCAGACAAGGAAAUGUCCCGGCGGCAUUCCAAGAUCGAGUACGACGAAGCCUUGAGCGAGUUCUUCCUGUGUGACCUGGGGAGCUUGAACGGGACCUACAUGCAAAUGGUCGGGCCGUACGUGUCACACAGACGGCUGGCCCUUGGAGACCACCUCCUGGUGGGCCGGACGGGCUUCAGCGUCAACCGCUUCGACUACGGGAUCAGCGAGCGGAUGGGAGCAAGACCGACGAUGGAGGACCGGUCUAUCGUCAUCCAGGACCUCGCCUUGCCCGGCCUCGAGGGCACCUACCUCUGGCCGCAAACCUUCACCGCUGUCUACGACGGCCACGGUGGCGGGCAGGCAUCGGAGUACCUGUGGGGCAACCUGCACACGAAAGAGGCUAUCUCGGAGGCGUUUGCGGCAGCGGACAAGGAGUUCAUCGCGACCUCUCGGCUACCAGAGGCGGGUAGCACGGCCACAACGUGCCUCGUACUCGGCCCCCGCCUCUACAUGGCGAACGUGGGCGACAGUCGCACGGUGCUGUGUCGAGGCGGUAAGGUGCGGAUGGCUUCGAACGACCACAAGCCCUCCCGCGCGGACGAACAGGAGAGGGUGCAGCGGGCGGGCGGCUUCGUGGCGCACCGGCGGGUGAUGGGAGAGCUGGCUGUGUCAAGGGCGUUCGGAGACUCGGAGUUCAAGGGGAGGCCUGGGAAGGGCGGCGGCAGCGGGGGGCGGGCUUCAGCCAACAGGGAGGGGGCGCUGGAUGCCGACGCGAUGGAAGAGAGAGAGACCGCGUACGCUCAACUCAUCACGGCAGAGCCCGAGUUCCUGGUGUCGGAGAUAACUCCGCAGGACGAGUUCUUGGUGCUGGCAUGCGACGGUGUGUUUGACGUUCUCACGAGCGAGGAGGUCGUUGCCAACGUCUACGAGAAGAUGAAGAUACACGCGGACGCCCAAAGGUAA